AUGUAAUAAUAAAAAGAAUAUAUUCCAAUAGUUCUGAUUGACGACAAGAUUAAAUAGUAGAGAAUCGAAACAGAAUUUACAGAAGAGAAGUAUUGACAUAUUUUAAUAUUUUUCUAUUUAGACUACCAUUAAUCGAAUCCGUAAUUAAAACAAGCAAAACAAGCACUCAUCUGCUAAAUUCCAGAACCUCAUCUAAUAAAUAUAUUAUUCCAACUGGUAUCAAGCCUAUUGUUUUCCCCAACAUUCUCUAAAAAACCAAAGAAGAUAUGAUUAAAUUGAGGAAAUAUCAAUUAGCCUAAUUGCACUUUGAUGGUGAUUAACACCAAAAUGCUGCUAUUUUGAAAACAGAAAACAGACCUAAGAAAACUGAAAGGGAUAAAUCGAGCCAAAAAAUGUAUACUUAAGUUACAAAAAAUUCAUACAACAAGCCAAUAAUAACUGAACUCACCACUCUCGCCAGAGACAAUUAUAGUGCUUCACCAAGGUCAGACUCCUUCAAAUUUAGAAGUUUAAGUCCAGAAAUUGAAAGCUAAUUAUGGUAGGUGAACAACAAAGUAAAUCGGAUUAAUAAGGCAUAUGAAAUACAAAAAGAAAUCCAUCAUCUAGAACGAUUUAAGACUCAGUGGAAAACAGAUGUAAUACAAUAAAACUUAUCAUAAAAAAUUGUGCAAGUAGGUUUAAAUACAAAAAAGGGUCUAAGACCUAUAUUCAUCUUAAUUUAUUUACCACAUCAGAAUAUUCAUUUGAGAAGUUCCCAAACUGAAGUCAAAUCAAUGUAAUUAUAAUUCAUGUAUAUUCAGAACAAAUGAAGUUGAAUUAAGUGUGUUUCCUUAUUUCGUCCCUGUCUAUGAGAAAAUAAUUAAUGAAAAGGAAAUUCAAGAAAAUUAUAAGGAAUGGUUCUCGUAUUUUCUUGACAUCCUACAUUACAGAAGUUACAUUCCCUCUGCCAAGACAUUCACUUUGGACAGUAUUGAAAUUUCAGCAUUAACUUAAAUCCCACAGUACGAGAAGUUUCUAUACAUCCAAUUAUAAGUUAUGAUUUACUUUAAAUUAGGGCUAAUUCGAUUUUUGGAGUAUUAUGAAAUCAAAAUUGAAUCUUUCGGGAGAAUUUUAAGUCGACAAAUAUCCAAAAUUAGCAACUAAACUAUUAGAUCUUAGAAGCAAAGAUGAGGUCAGCAGAUUUUUUUGUAAAAGAGAAAAUUUGUUGCCAUUUUAUUUUCGAUAAGUUUAGAUGGGAAGUCAAACCUCCAUACCCUCUCAAUAUUAUAUUGAAAUCGAAAAUAAUAUUAGGGAACCUGAUGAUGAGAUGUUUGAAUAAUCUAUCAUUUAAAUGAACGAAAAAGAAUAAGAUACUUACUUAAAAGUAUUGUAACAAUACAUCCAUUCAAAUAAAUCGAAAUAUUCUAAGAAAUUAAAGAAUCUAGAAGAGAAUAUGAGACUGCGAUUAAAGAAGAUCAAAGCAAUGAGGAGAUAAUCUAUUUAAGUCAGACUGAAAACUGUACUUUUAUAUAAUUAUAUUAAAAGAAACAUUUUCUUAGACCUCAAGAAGAAGAGCAUUUUGAAAGGAAACUAUUAUAUGAGGAUGAAAAAUCAAUAGAAGAAAUCUAAGAGGAUGCGUAUGAUCAUAUUUUACCUUAAAAUACACAUAUUUUUAAGAAGAAAUCUAAACAGAUUACAUCAGUAGAGGAUCCCUUUUAAUCUUUUAGUGCGAAGGAUAAUCAAAAAUUUAAGGAAAUCUUACAAUUGAUAAAUGUCGAGAAAAUAGUGUUAGAGAAGAACUUAUCAAGACAAGAUGUUUAUCAUUACCUGUCACUUUUUAAGGCUUUGAUGGAUUCAGAUACUCCUUAAAGAAUUAAGGAUGUAAAAUAUCCAACUCUAUUUAUUUCACUGGAUUAGUUGCGCAGAGGUGUUCCAUUUAUCGCAUUAUAUAAGAAUAAGGUUAACACCAAGAAACUGGCAGAAGUGUACAGUAGAAAAUACAAUUAUUGCGAAUUCAUGGAAUUUUUGGAUAUAUUCACUACGGAUUACAAGGUCACUGAGUAGGAAUUGUAGGAGGUGGAAUAGGAAAUAAUAUAUUCUUAAUAGAAGCCAAAUCAAGGAACAUCUUCUGUUUUAUAGAAAUAGGCAUCUGUAAUUUUGGGAACAGAGAAUCAAAAAAAAUGAAGUAUAUUUUGAUAUAGCUGUUCAUUAAUUUUUAAUAAC
Molecule: messenger RNA, 2202 nt
Organism: Paramecium octaurelia
Lineage: Eukaryota; Ciliophora; Oligohymenophorea; Peniculida; Parameciidae
Source: the annotation of a GenBank genome assembly